This is a messenger RNA of Lycium ferocissimum, 3916 nucleotides long. RefSeq lists its product as uncharacterized. Gene Ontology annotation, molecular function: ATP hydrolysis activity. The transcript has 9 exons. The coding region runs from base 584 to 1744 and encodes 386 amino acids. Lineage: Eukaryota; Viridiplantae; Streptophyta; Magnoliopsida; Solanales; Solanaceae. The record is from RefSeq and is a predicted model, not a curated record.
CAGUAUUUGAAAACUUGAUUUUUUAAUGAGAAACUGACAAAAAUGGUCCCUUAUAUUUGAGGGUAGGUUCAAUGUAGUCCCUUAAGUAUGCGUUGAACAGUUUUGGUACUUUAAGUUUGUCAAAAUUUAUUCAUUUACUCUCUGUUAACGGUAACUCACAUUUAGAGGUAUAAUUUUCGUGAUUUUUACAGUUUUAUAUUUAUUUUUAGAGUCUGGUGCAUCUUUUUGAAAUAUAAUUUCUGCUAUUUUUUAUUUCCUUUUAGCUUCUGGAGUAGUUUUUUGUGUGCAUACUUUAGGAUUUGAUGAUAAUUUCUUGGUGUUUAUGGUUAAAUCCUUUUUUUUUUUCCCACUGUUUCUGCCUAAUCUAACGAACAUAAAUUAUUAAAUAUUUGAUGGAGACUAAAUUGUUGACUUUUGGGAAACUUAAUGGUCCAAAACUAUUUAUUGCAUAAUUAAAGGAUUAUUUUGAACCUACCCUCAAACAUAAGGGUCCAUUUUUGUCAGUUUCUCAUUUUUUUUUGUAUAAUCUUGAUUUCAUGGAGUGAACAGCAACCAGAAAAUAAGUUGAAACUUGUCAAGUGAAAUGGGGUCUAGCUUAUUGAUGUGUGGAGUAAUUACUAGUGUAAUUAGUCCAAUGGCCAUAAAAAGAAAAGCUUAUGGUUUCAUUAGUUUAUCACAUUAUCAACCAUUGAUGUGUGCUGGAAGUAAUACAGGACAUGUUUCGUGCUGUAAUAAUCAUGCUAAAGAUGAUGAUAUGAAUGCCUUCUUUCAGAUUCUGCCAUGUGACUUACGGGAUACACUUUUGUGUGACCCCAGCCAAGAUAAACUAAUAGAGGUGAUUUUAGAUUUGGGUUGUUUGCCACAAGCACACUACAUAGAUGGUUCUGGCAGGCGUUACCUUCGGAACACUGAGGUAUCUAUGGAAGAAAUACAAUGCGUCCUCAAGGCAAUUGGACAAUUUGGAGGAGAUAAUAGAGCUGGCAUUGAGGGUACAUUGCAUCGCAUUUCCGCAAUUAGGAAUAGGAAGGGGGAAGUCAUUGGUUUGACUUGCCGAGUUGGCAGGGCCAGAGGACAGAUUGACAUGGUGCGGGAUUUGCUUGAUUUUGGUGAAAGCAUCUUGUUUGUUGGACGACCUGGUGUUGGUAAAACUACGGUUGUGCGAGAGAUAUCUCGUGUCUUGUCAGAUGAACUUCAUAAAAGAGUGGUUAUUGUUGACACAAGCAAUGAAAUAGGAGGUGAUGGGGAUAUUCCACACCCAGCAAUAGGAGGGGCAAGAAGAUUGCAGGUUCCGGACCCGUCGAUGCAGCAUCAAGUUAUGAUUGAGGCUGUGGAGAACCACAUGCCUGAGGUGAUCAUUAUAGAUGAGAUUGGAACUGAAUCUGAAGUUCAUGCUUGUCGUACAAUUGCUGAAAGAGGUGUUAUGCUUAUCGGUACAGCUCAUGGCGAGCAGCUAGAGAAUAUAAUUAAGAAUCCUACUCUGUCUGAUCUGAUUGGAGGAGUAGUAACUGUGACUCUAAGUGAUCAGGAAGCACGAAUCAGGAACUGCAAUAAAAGUGUUCUUGAGAGGAAAACUCCAUCGCCCUUUCCCUUUUUGAUUGAAAUAAACGAGAGACACUACUGGAUUGUACACCGGACUGAAAGAAGUGUUGAUGCUCUGCUUUUGGGUAAAAAGCCGCUUGUUGAGGUUAGGAGGAGAACUCAGCAAUUACGGGUUGUGAUUGAGAGAUGGAGAACAAAUGCCUAAAUACUAUAAACUUCCGGAACUGCUCUACUGGUAAACAUAUCGAUCAUGCAUACACCAACAUUUCUUUCUUUUUGUUGAUUGGUCCAAUGUUUCAUUCUUUUGCGUGUAUGGAGAGAAAAAAACAGAAGCUUCACUCUUUUCUCCGAAGUUUUCGAGAAAGAAAAAACAGAUCCUACCAUCAUAAUGGAACUUAUUUCCAAAUAAGGUACAGGUGGAGUUUUCAGGCAUGACUAUACGCCUUAUUGUUCAAAACAUAGUCUGGCCCUUCUAAUGGGUAUAAGUAUAAGCAAGUUGGGCUUCAGCAUAUGAAUGCUUAUUAUCCCUAUCGAUCUAUUUAUAUCCAUCGUCCAAUAUUAUAUUCCCUCCAUCUCAGUUUAUGUGACAUUGUUUCAAUAUUAGUUAGUUCCAAAAAAAAUGACAUGUUUUUACAUUUGAAAACAUUUUAACUUGGCUUAAUGCAUAUGCGGCCCCCUAAACUAGUCCCUUAUUUCCAUUUUGGCACCUCAACGAAGUGUUGUUCCUAUUGAACCCCUGAACUCGUCCUCAAGUAUGUCUAUCAAACACAAUCCGACUUACAUAGUAUUCCAUCUUCAAUGUAGCAACAUGCUAAUAUAUAUUCUAAUUUAAUUAUGUUAUCUUUUAGCUAAGAUUAGCAGCAAUUGAGAGUGGAAAAAAGAGUAGCUCUUAAUUAAGCUGGCAGUGGAAAGAGCAGAACCAGCAAAAACCGACACAUCCAUGACCUAAAGAAUAACUUACCACAUGUCUAAAAUAGUACUCCACCUCCAUUUCCCAAUUUAAUUUCUGUUUUUAAUAAAAAUCAGAAAACACUCAUCCAAAGAGGUGUAGCUGCAAAUCUUCAAAAUGUUUUGCUUCUAUCAGUUGCUUCUAGUCGAUACUCAUCAGCUUCGUGCCUUCAAGAAAGAAGAAAUUGACAAUUGCUAGUUUAUUGAGCUGACCAUGAUAAGUUUUUUAAUAAAUACUCCCAUGAUAUUGAACGAGUAUACAAUAUAUUAACAUUAAUUAUUUAUCCAAAUUCCAUUUUUCUUUUCUCACAACUGUUUAGUUGUCUGAUUUUUUAGGAGAAUUCUGAUUUCGUUUCAUUUCCUUUCUAAUAGUUUUGUUUGACUGAACGCCAUAUAUAAUGAUAAUAUAACAAUAAAUGCUAGAGAAGUAUGAUCAAAUUUAGGAGGUUUGAUGGACAAACUUGAGGACGAGUUUAGGGGUUUAAUAGGAAUAACACUUAGUUGACGAAAAAGGGCCAAGUUUAGGGGGCAGCAUAUGCAUUAAGCCUUUUAACUUUAAACUUCUCAUUUUACCCUUAAUGAGAAGCUUUUCUAGCCACACAAAUGUUAUGACCUGUUUAUGACACAAGUUGUAGAAGUCCUAAGACGCGCAAAUGUUAUGGCAUGUUUAAGACCACAAGUUUCAAAAUCUUUCUUUUCUCAAACACCGUGUCAAGUCAAAUUUCAUCACAUAAAUUGAAAUGUCUGUAAAACUUAAUUUCUCUAGCAUUAGAAGUUCUCUACAUUUUCUACUGGCAAUAAAUCUCUCAUACGACGAAAAAACUCCUAGCAAACAUUGGACUAGAACUUAAGGUAAUAACAUGACUAAACUUAAUCUCAGCUAAUUGGUAUCUCUCAUAUGGUACAAGUAAUUUGGAUAUUUUCCACAAACAAUGUUACCAUGCUUAUUUUGUAUCUAGCUAACCAUGAUCCAAUACUUCCCCCAUUUUUCUAGCUACACUAAGUCUUGAUGCAGAAUACAAUACUUGAUUACUGUGCUCUUGAGUUGGUUGACUUGCCAGAAACAUAACUGAGUUUCUAACAGGAUCAUUCAGCUUAUAGGAUCUGUUCUACAUAUAAUGGAGAGGGCUGUUGGAUCUCUUGGUCCUCAUUAUGCUUUGCGGUUUUGUCUAGGUCAUAUGGAUAACGAUUAUUUUCUAUCUCAGAUAUUUGGUCAUUGACCUAUUACAAUAGGGCUCUCCUCUUCAUUUUCAAUUGAUUAAAUGUUAUGAAGUUCUGAAGAUGAAACGUUAGUAGAUAUCUCUAUCUAGUACCGUUUGAACAGAACUUAAGGCCCUAUUUAGUUUAUCCUUUAAAUAGCGCAUUGAGCAAAUGGUGCUGGUCUUUCUCUUGUGAUGAAAUGUACGUGUCUUUAUUCUCUUGAUCGAUU